Molecule: messenger RNA, 1572 nt
Organism: Mixia osmundae IAM 14324
Lineage: Eukaryota; Fungi; Basidiomycota; Mixiomycetes; Mixiales; Mixiaceae
Exons: 1
Coding region: 1-1572 (523 amino acids)
Molecular function (GO): heme binding; steroid hydroxylase activity; oxidoreductase activity, acting on paired donors, with incorporation or reduction of molecular oxygen
Source: RefSeq, a predicted model, not a curated record
AUGGAGCUAUGGCAGCUCUGCCUGCUGCUAGGCGUGCUCCUCGCAAUAUGGUUCCUCAGCUCAGGACGUAUGCCGGCCAAAGGCGGAGCUCAAGUCCCACCAAUGAUUCGCCACGGCCUACCUAUCAUCGGUCCCGCGAUAGCGCUGGGCAAGGAUCCCAUGAGCUUCCUUGCCCAAUGUCAGCGCAAGUAUGGCAACGUGUUUACUUUGCCCUUACCCCGACAGACGUUUGUCAUCGACGCCAAGCUCACGCAACAUAUUUAUGGCUUGCGAGAGGACAGUCUCAGUUUCCAACGGAUUCGUGUAUUGCUGCAAGGUGCAGCGUUUGGCGUCGGCGAGGAGGCCAAUAUAGAUCCAGCAAUGCGAGCAUGGUACUAUCCGCUACAUUCCAAGCUCAUGAGCCAAGCCAACCUGCCGAACCUGGUAGACGCGCUCGUGCGGGAUUUGAGGACAAGUCUGCUGGCCAAGGCGAAUGAGCUGCCCUCGGGUGGCCAAGAAAUUGAUCUCGUCUCCUUCGUGUUCAAUGUUGCCUACGACUCGACUGCUAUGGCUAUCUUCGGGCCAGGUCUCGACGCUCGAGCGAUACAGCAAGACUUUUUGACCUUUGACGAUAGCUUCCCCUUGCUCGUCGCUGGCAUUCCGAUUUGGUGCUUGCCCAAGAUCAACAGGGCAAGGAAAAGACUACUUAACGUCUUUGAGAAAUACGCCCUUGACGAAGAAGCCAUGGACAGCGCUUCCGAUCUCAUCAGAGAGCUCGUCAAGGCGCUCAAGACGACCCGCUGGAGCAGGCAGACCAUGGCCGCCAUGAUCUACGGUGAAUUCUGGGCUGCACUCGCCAAUGUCGUCUAUGUCGUCGUCCACAACGUCCUAUUCUGCGUCCAGUCCCCCGGCAUGGUCGGCGCUAUACGAGCAGAACUGCAUGGCUCGCUUUCACCAGACGAAGACGGCUCGCCGAGUAUAGCAGCAGAAGCUGUCAGACUCGAAGCGACUGGCAACGCGGAUCGCUUCCCUGCGCUCACGAGUGCUUGCUGGGAAUCCAUCAGACUUUUCGUCAGUGCGGCAAGUAUCAGGGUUGCAGAAGUAGACGUCGUCUUGUCAGCAUCCAAGGCAGCAGACGAAGCGCCGCCCUAUUUGAUCAAGAAAGGCACAAAAAUCGUCUGUGUCAUGCGCCCACUCGCGACUGACGAAAGCGCCGAUUCGCUCUUUGGCUCGGAUGCAAAGACUUGGAAAGGCAUCAGGCAUCUCGAUUCGCAGGGUCGCUCGACUGUUCAGACGAACUACUCCAAGCUCAGCAUGUCCUUCGGAGGCGGCGUCAGUAAAUGCGAAGGACGCUAUUUUGCCGCUGCUGAACUCCAGGCAAUCACUGCAAUGAUACUGCUCCUCUUCGACAUCGAAGUCACGGGCACAAUCAAUGCGCAAGGCAAAGCGCUUGAUGCGAAUUCAUCCCCUCAUGCACCUGCGUACAAUAGACCGGCCGGCGUCAUCACGGCCGGCUUUGACGAAUCACGACACUUCACGGGCGCGCUCCAUCCCACUGGCAAGGUCUGUGCGAUCAUACACAGACGGACGUAG